CCCAUAGCGACAUAGCCCCAUCUCCGCCCCCACGAUAAAACCCAAGCCCCCCGCCAUCGACUGCUCAUUUUUCAUCAUAUAUACUCCUAAGCAAAUACAAAACGAGGAACCCUAAGCAGUAGCAGCCUCCUCCUCUUGUCUAUCCCUCUUCCCAUCCCUUAAGCAGAAAAAACCGCGGGGAGUGGCAAAUGGCGCAGUCGCUGGAGCUUCUGCUGAUUCAAUUUCUUAUGCCGGACAAUGACGCCCGUCGGCAGGCGGAGGACCAGAUUAAGCGGCUGUCAAAGGAUCCGCAGGUGGUCCCGGCGCUAAUCCACCACCUCCGCACGGCCAAGACCCCUAACGUCCGCCAGCUCGCCGCUGUUCUCCUCCGCAAGAAAAUUACCGGGCACUGGGGGAAGCUAACACCGCAGCUCCGCCAGCUAGUUAAGCAAUCACUCAUUGAGAGCAUCACUGUGGAACACAGUCCACCGGUAAGGCGUGCUAGUGCGAAUGUGGUGAGCAUCAUUGCAAAAUAUGCUGUCCCAUCUGGGGAAUGGCCUGAUUUGUUGCCAUUUCUGUUCCAGUGCAGUCAAAGUGCUCAGGAAGAGCACAGAGAAGUUAGUCCAUUGACGUUCAACCUGAUCUUGACCAUUUCUUUUUGUUAUAUGAUUUUUUAUGCGAGUUUUUGUCAAAGUACAUGUUACCUUGUAAGAAUCUCGGCAGUGUGUACUAGCAAUAUUCAUGGCAUGAACAGAUAUCAAAAUAUUCAGUUAGAUUUCCCUUUUGACAAGCUAAACUUGAUGUCUGUGGCCUUGAUACUCUUCAGCUCCUUGACUGAAACAAUUGGGAAUUCAUUUCGACCAUAUUUCACAGAUUUGCAGUCUCUGCUACUCAAGUGCUUACAAGAUGAAACCAGUAAUCGCGUUAGAGUUGCUGCUCUCAAGGCAGUUGGUUCCUUUUUGGAGUUCACUCAUGAUGAGGCAGAAGUGAUUAAGUUUCGAGAGUUUAUUCCGAGCAUUUUGAAUGUAUCAAGACAAUGUCUUGCUUCUGGUGAAGAGGAUGUAGCUGUGAUUGCUUUCGAAAUAUUUGAUGAGUUAAUUGAGUCACCUGCUCCUCUUCUUGGGGAAUCUGUAAAAGCCAUUGUUCAGUUUUCUCUUGAAGUUUGUGCGAGUCCUAAUCUGGACUCUAACACACGCCAUCAGGCUAUUCAAAUUAUUUCAUGGCUUGCAAGAUAUAAAUCAAGUUCCCUCAAAAAGUACAAGUUGGUUGGGCCUAUCUUGCAAAUUAUGUGCCCUUUGCUUGCAGAAUCAACUGACCGAGAUGAAGAUGAUGAUCUUGCACCCGAUCGAGCUGCUGCUGAAGUUAUUGAUACAAUGGCUUUAAGUCUGUCAAAGCAAGUGUUUCCUCCUGUUUUUGAGUUUGCUUCUCUAAGCAGUCAGAAUGCCAAUCCAAAGUUCAGGGAAGCUUCAGUUACAGCUUUAGGUGUUAUUUCAGAGGGUUGUGGGGAAUUGAUGAAAGACAAACUGGAACCUGUCCUCCAUAUUGUCUUGGGAGCUCUUAGAGAUCCUGAACAAAUGGUUCGUGGGGCUGCAUCUUUUGCACUUGGUCAGUUUGCGGAACAUCUGCAGCCUGAGAUUUUAUCUCACCAUGAAAUUGUUCUUCCAUGUAUUUUGAAUGCCGUUGAGGAUUCAUCUGAUGAAGUUAAGGAGAAGUCAUAUUAUGCCCUGGCGGCAUUUUGUGAGAACAUGGGAGAAGAGAUACUUCCUUUUCUGGAUCCUUUAAUGGGAAAGUUACUUGGUGCCCUCCAAAGUAGUCCACGUAAUUUGCAAGAGACAUGCAUGUCUGCUAUUGGUUCAGUUGCGUCUGCAGCAGAGCAGGCUUUUGUUCCAUAUGCUGAGAGGGUACUUGAGUUGAUGAAAAUAUUUAUGGUGCUUACAAAUGAUGAGGACCUCAGGGCACGAGCAAGGGCAACUGAGUUGGCAGGAAUAGUUGCAAUGUCUGUUGGGAGGGCGAAAAUGGAACCAAUUUUACCUGCCUUCAUGGAAGCUGCAAUCUCUGGUUUUGCUUUAGAAUACAGUGAGCUUCGGGAAUACACUCAUGGAUUCUUCAGCAACGCUGCGGAACUUUUAGAAGAUGGUUUUACCCAGUAUCUUCCCCAUGUAGUUCCUCUGGUUUUUUCCUCCUGCAACCUUGAUGAUGGCUCUGCUGUGGAUAUUGAUGACUCUGACGGAGAUGAAAAUGUCAAUGGAUUUGGUGGUGUCUCAUCUGAUGAUGAAGCGCAUGACGAACCUCGAGUACGUAAUAUUAGUGUAAGAACAGGUGUUUUGGAUGAAAAAGCAGCUGCUACUCAAGCUCUGGGCUUAUUUGCUCUUCACACGAAGAGCUCCUAUGCUCCGUAUAUUGAGGAGUCUUUGAAGAUUUUAAUUAGACACUCGACAUACUUUCACGAGGAUGUUCGUCUCCAGGCAAUAAUUUCACUGAAAUAUAUUUUGACGGCUGUGCAAGCAGUUUUACAGAACAAUAAUGAAGGAAUUGCAAAGACAAAAGAGAUUCUUGAUACUGUGAUGAAUAUUUACAUUAAAACAAUGUCCGAAGAUGAUGAUAAGGAAGUUGUCGCUCAGGCCUGCAUGAGCAUUGCUGAGAUAAUCAAGGAUAUUGGAUACAUGGCUGUUGAGCCUUACAUGCCUCAACUAGUUGAAACAACUUUGAUAUUGCUUCGUGAGGAAUCUACUUGUCAGCAGAUAGAGUCGGACAGUGAGAUUGAUGAUGAUGAUACUGUACAUGAUGAAGUGCUCAUGGAUGCGGUUUCUGACCUCCUUCCAGCAUUUGCAAAGGCAAUGGGUGCUCAAUUUGCUUCUAUUUUUUCACAGCUGUAUGAGCCAUUGAUGAAAUUUGCGAAACAAUCACGCCCACCACAAGAUAGGACAAUGGUUGUUGCAACCCUUGCAGAAGUUGCCCAGCAUAUGGGUGCUCCAAUUGCUGGCUAUGUUGAUGCUGUAAUGCAUCUUGUACUCAAAGAAUUGGGAUCUCCACUGGCAACCAAUAGGAGAAAUGCCGCAUUUUGUGUGGGUGAGCUGUGCAAGAAUGGAGGCAAUUCUGUGUUGAAAUACUAUACUGAUGUUUUAAAUCGCCUUUAUUCAUUAUUUGGAGAGUCUGAGCCUGAUAAUGCCGUGAGGGACAAUGCAGCUGGUGCUGUGGCAAGGAUGAUUAUGGCUCAUCCUGAGUCCAUUCCGUUGAACCAGGUCUUACCUGUAUUCUUGCAAGUGCUUCCUUUAAAGGAGGACUACGAAGAAUCAACAUCAGUCUAUGGAUGCAUCUGCAAUCUAGUUUUAUCUUCUAAUUCACAGAUACUUCCUUUUGUUCCACAGCUGGUUAAUAUAUUUGCUCAGGUGGCUGUAUCAUCUGUUGAAAGUCCUGAAAUUAAGGCACAUAUAGGCAGGGCAUUCUCCCACCUGUUAUCACUUUACGGCCACCAGAUGCAGCCCAUCUUGGGCAGUCUUUCACCUGUGCAUGCUAAUGCUUUAGCGGCUAUUGCACCUAAGAGUUGAGACAUUGUGUAUGAUCCUUCCCCAGUUGCUAGCUUCCAAUGUGGUUAAUCCCGCUAGAUCAAAUGAUGGUGAGAAUUUGAUUUUCAUAGAAAGAUUUUUGUUUUUGUUGGGUUGCUUCCCGUUUGCUUCCGCUCCCCCAUUUCUCCAGUCCAGGGAUGUAUCAUCCCCUCAAUUUUGGUGUGUAUUUUGUGUGAUGUCCCUUCCAUUGUUUGAAUGUUUGGGUGGUGUUAUUUUACGAGUGGCGCAGAUAUAGUAGCUUAAAACCAUGUAAUGGGUGCUUCUGUUGCUCAUUCCAUAUGUGUGCAGAGGCUUUUGUUUUCUUAGAAUUUAUUCUUUUGUUUCGAGGUUUUUCAAAUUUAUAAAACCUAGUCAUUUGGGUCAAUUAUGUAUGUAAUACAAACGUGUACAAGUACAAGAGAAAGAAUUUUUACGUUUAUA
Messenger RNA from Striga asiatica, 3965 nucleotides. The record is from the annotation of a GenBank genome assembly. Lineage: Eukaryota; Viridiplantae; Streptophyta; Magnoliopsida; Lamiales; Orobanchaceae.